Molecule: messenger RNA, 2712 nt
Organism: Klebsormidium nitens
Lineage: Eukaryota; Viridiplantae; Streptophyta; Klebsormidiophyceae; Klebsormidiales; Klebsormidiaceae
Source: the annotation of a GenBank genome assembly
CCUCUGUCCGGGAAGAAGCACAAAGCGCAGCAGAGGAGUGUGACGCGGAUCAGGAAGUCAGGGCUGCAACAACGAUUGAAAGAUUGCAGGGAGAGCCUCCAACCUGGGCCCUGAAAACUAGACUCUAGAGUUGUCCUUGACAAGGGGGAAGCCUUUUCGGCGGGUGGUUGAUACUGCGCAAACCUGCUUUGGUCAGGACGAUGCGGGGUGCAUGAGAAGAGAAAAGUUGGUUUUUCUGAACGGGAGCAGUCAGCGCGGCGCUUUAUUCUCGUGCAAGCAGAGUUUACAAACAGUCACAGGCAGUGUGGGCUCUUAGCGCCCUUACUGUCCCUGGUCGCAGGAAAUACUUUUUUUUCAGGAUAUAGUCGCAUCUUCAGAAGUUCUUCCCAGGACAAAGGCAGAAAAAAUGGAUCCAAUGGAGGUGGAGCAAAGUACGGAGGCUGUGGAUCAGGUGGCAAGCAUUCCAGACGACGUCGUAAUCCGCAUCCUGUCCUCACUCAAGGACGCGCGCCUAGUUGCCAAGUGCUCGCUGGUCAGCAAGCGGUGGCAGCAGAUGUGCGCGCGCGUGCAGACGCUCCACUUCUACAGCGGCCUCUUCAAGGGGCACAACGACUAUGAGGAGAUUGUUGGGAAGAUGGUCCUCAAGACCUGCGAGCUGCGGAGCCUGCAGGUCGCGUUGCACCAGGACCGCCACACGAUGGCCGACGGCAACCGGCCGCGCGGCAUCAGCGACGGGGAGCUUUUCAGAUGGCUGGACCACACGGCCCCCCACCUCGAAAACUUCUACAUCUCCGAUCUCGGCGACGGACUCCCCGAAGCGAAGCUCUGGACGGGGCGCUUCGCGCGCCUCGCGACGUGCACCAUGCUCAAAACCCUCGUUUUGAGCAACUCCGAGAUUACGCACGCGCCCGGGUUCGAUGCUCCCCCCCUCAGCCGGCUGAAGUCGCUGACCCUGUAUGGGGUCGUGUGCGGGGCCGACUCGGCGGAACGGGUGCUCGGGUUAUGUCCCCGGUUGGAGAAGUUACUGAUAACGGGGUGUCUGGGCGUGACGAGUUUGAGGAUCUCCAACCCGCACUUGACGACGUUCGCGCUGAAAGAGCCCCCGACGCCGGUUAGCAGCAUAACCCUGCGGACGCCGGCGCUAACCAGGUUGAGCUUGGAGCAGGUCGCGGGGGUGAGCCUCGAGGCGGGGCGCGCACUGACCAAGCUGCACCUGCGCUCGGACCACUCCAUCGUGCUCAACUUGCAGAACACCGGGAAUCUGCAGGACCUCAAAAUCGUGGGCAAGGGUUGGGACUGGGACAGCAUCCAGCAGCUGCUGUACGCUAACCCCAAGGUUAAGAACGUCGCCUUCUACAUCAAGUGCCGGGACCAGAUCCACGCCAACGGAGUCCCCGUUGAGCCCGUCCGGCUCGACCGCUUCUUCUACACGCUGCAGGAGGUGCGCAAGAUGGAGAUCGGCGCGGAGCUGAUGUGGGUGCUGUCGGCGGGGCGGCUAGACGCGGCCACGAUCGCGGAGGCGAACCCGGUGUGGAUGCCCAAGGUGCAGGAGAUCAAGCUGGGGGCCGUCAAGGCCAAGGCAGUCUACAUUGACGUCCUCGCCGCGCUGCUCAACCGGUGCCCCGAGCUGAAGCGCGUGGUGGUGGACACGAGCCAGCUGAAGAAGAGCAGCUGGAAUUGCUCCACCUUCUUCUCCGACGUCCUGCGGCUGCAGCGCGCGCACCCCGCCACCGACAUCAAGAUCAACAUGCCCGACCUGUUUGUGCCCCCCAAGGGCCGAGAACAGUGAGCGCGCCUGGGGCGGAGAGGCGUGUCGGUUGGUAACAGUGAAACGCGCACCGGGCAGGAAGGUGUGUCGGUCGAUAAUAGUGAUCGCGACCCGGGCAUUUAGGCGUGUCGGCCAAGGACAGUGAGUGCGCACCCAGGCAGGAAGGCGCGUGAGUUGGUGCAAUCGGUGAGUCGGUGUAGGCGCCCCGCUAGGACGCGAGUCUGGGGGGAGGAACGGGAGUGGGGCACAUUUGGGGAGUAGUUUCCCCUAAAUGGAGUGGACUUGGAGGUUUAGAGGGUCGGUGACUGGCUGGUUGAGCGACUCCGCAUUGCGCUGCGAAUGAGUGGCGACUAGGGGAGGGUUGCUGGUGAGAUUAGGUGGGUGGAGGGUUCGGGUGGGCGGUCGAACGAGCUUCGGGAUGGGGGGGCGGUAGGUUCAGGUGAAUAGCGCCAAGAACGCUGUUGGGGCCAGCCGGGACCGUAGAGGUCUCUUAGCGGGCGAGACUGCUCCCAAACGCUGAGGAACUCAGCCUGCAGAGAGAAGCCAAGUCGGGAAAGGAGCGCUUUGCUCCUCAGCAAAGACGGUAGGGAUUCAGUUGGUUGCUUCGUGGCGCCGUCUGGCUUGUGAGGACGGGAGCAGCGCACGUCUGAGAGGUUGACAGCUAGUCAUCCUGACAUCGUGACGUGCACGAGACAGACUGUAGAUAGGGCAGGGACGUCAGGAUAGGGAGGGUUAGCAAGGUACUGAGGCUCUGCCUCUCAAGGAUUGAAUGGGCUGCUUUUACUUAAGUUAGAGAAUAUGAGUAGGUGUAGGACUUGGUCUCCAUACGACUGCACGAGCUGUGGGCCCGAGACUGCUGCAUUAUGCGGACCAUAUAACGAAGUAACUAGUACACAUGACCGCCAAUGCGUAUCGUAAUUGGGAUCCAAGCUAGGACUGCGCAU